This is a messenger RNA of Lymnaea stagnalis (great pond snail), 5804 nucleotides long. The record is from the annotation of a GenBank genome assembly. NCBI's taxonomy places the organism in Eukaryota, Metazoa, Mollusca, Gastropoda, Lymnaeidae.
ACUCAAUGAAACAGUGAACACAGAUAGUGAGUUGUUUUGGCGAUUAAUGGAAUAAUUAAAUUGAGAAGCGUAAAGUUAUAAUUUCUUGUUGUCAUUCUUGGAUAUUUAUAAGUUUAAAAGUAUACUGAUUAUAUUAAAACUAAAAUAUGUGCAUAUGUCCAAUAGAUAGUACUAAUGAUUGGACAUUGGAAUUGGAACUCGAUUUUAAGGGCCGUCCAUAAAGUACGUCACGCUAUAUUUUUGACCAUUUUUAACCCCCCUGUCACAAACUGUCACAAAUCUCGGAACAUCACCCACACCCCCCCCCCUAGUACGUCACACUUUUGAACAAUUUUUAAAAACAAAUUUACACCUAAUUAAAAUUUAAUCUAAAACACACUUCACUAUUAAAUCCAAUAGAUAGUAAUAAUGAUUGGAAAUUGGGAUUGGAACUUGGUUUUAAAGGCCGUCCAUAAAGUACGUCACGCUAUAUUUUUGGCCAUUUUUAACCCCCCUGUCACAAACCGUCACAAAUCUCGGAACAUCACCCACACCCCCCCCCCCCUAGUACGUCACACUUUUGAACAAUUUUUAAAAACAAAUUUACACCUAAUUAAAAUUUAAUCUAAAACACACUUCACUAUUAAACUGUAUUAAAAUAUAAAAUUUCCAACUUAAAGAACUGCACAUUAUUCAUUAUUAAAAAAAUGACUAUAAUAGUAGAAUAUUUAAUUGUCAACAGUUGUCACAGUUAUUCAUUGAAGCUGUGACUGAAGCUCAAUCUAGAUUGAAUUUGAAAACAAAAAUUAGACUAGACAACUAUAUUCUAUAUAAUACACAUCAUUUAUCUGCUGCUUUUUCAUUUACAAUAGUAAUAGGUGAGGUCAAGUUUUAGAUAAUUUCCGAUUAUGCAAUCUUUUUACACAGUAAAAGAAGUAGAAUAGCGAAACUUGACCUCACCCAGUGAUUAAAUAAUAAAAAGGGCAGUGACAUAAUUAUGCAGCGGACAACAUAGGACAUAGAAAUAAUAAUACUUCUGGCAUGACGAAAUGCAAGGCAAUGCAUAAAACAAGGCUUCGCAACAGCUUACUAGCGCUCCUAGCGAGAGGAAUCGUGAACAACACAUUUAAGAGAUACGCAUUUCAUGCUAUUUUGACAUAACAUUAAUUCAAAUGUUUCACAAAAUUUUUGAUAAUCAUUUUUAAAGCUAUUAAAUGCUACUAAAAAAAUAAAUUGGAGAUAAAAUUUAAAAAAAUAAAUAUGUGACGUCACACAUGGCCUGCCCCCCCCCCUCCCCAGGUCUGCAUCCAGUUAUUGCCCACGAAUAAACAGACCAAGACCAAUCACUGACAGUAAUCAGUCACCAAUGGCUCACUAAAUAAUAUAUUAUUAUAUUAUAAUUGACUAUUUUUAAUUAUAAUUAAUAGUAUAAUAUAAUAAGUAAAUUUAGUAUAGGCAUAGGCUAACUAAAAACUACAAUCUACCAUUAAAUUGUUAUAGAUUAAUUUAGGCAUAGCCUGUUUUAUUUAUAAAAAAUAUUUAGUCUCUUAUUGAUCUACUUAGACUUAGUAUACAAACUACGAAGUGUCUACAUGUCCGGCGACCGGAUGAAUAAGGUCUCGAGAUAUUUGUCUGGUGACCAGGUCACAUGACCGCCGUAACAAUGUUGGGUGAGAUAUCUGUCCGUCAGCCUUGUCACGUGACCGCAAAUAGUUGAUUAUAAAACUGUCGUCGGAGAUGCAUAGGGGCGACGAGUAUACACUUCAUUUCAAGAAAUAUGCGGGGGGGGGGCGACGGAAAUAUUGAGAGAGAAUGGAUAAAAAUGAUAGUGAGGGUGAUAGAUAAUUAAGGCAGGGAGGUCGAAAGUUCUCAAAGAAAUAGGCCCAACAUCUUAAUAUAUGGGGCCAAUAUUUGGCUGUUAGGGUAGCCUACUUCUCACGCAAUAUUAAGAGCCUAAAAUAAAACUUUUUUGACAGUAGGUCUAUUGACAGUCAACUGGCAAUUAUUGGUCUUAUUUUGUUGGGUUUAUAUUUUAAAUUUAGGCUACUAGGUAGGGCUUUAUAACAUAUUUAAAUCAAGAUAACAGACUUCUUGUCACAUGACAUGUCUGCCGGAAUAAUAACACAUACUAGUCAUCCGGCGGUCACAGGAUAUGCCCGCUGGAAGAAUAUCUACCGCACUAUUAGUCCGGUUGACGAACAAUUAGACACUGCCUACAAACUAACCUCUUCAGUGCUAAGUUAUUCUAAAAAUUCCAUUCCUGUGGCAUUACGGCCCAUGUAUGGCUUUAACUUUGACUACUUUGAGCCGCUGUGGCCUGCCUCACCACAUCCUUCCACUCAGUCUCAGACCUAACUGAUGCUUUUCUUUUCCAUGCUUGGUGCUGUAGAUCCCUCUCAUCAUCAUCCAUCCAUCAAAGCCUAGGAAAACUCCAAAAUACAAAUUUUUUAGUAUGGUCCUUUAAAAAAUUCAUAACUUUUGAACCGCUUGGACUUGAGCUAGAAAUUGACAAAGUUGAGCCUGGUGUUUUUGUUAACCAUUUUCUAGGCUCUAUACAGCUAUAUAUAUAUAUAUAUUUAACAAAAAUGUUUUGAAAUUUUCACCAAAGUGGCUAGCUAUGGUUGUAGCUGCCCGGUGCGUACCAAAGUUUUUGCCCUCUCUUACUCUGAAAAAAAGAUGUAUGUUGAUGUGACUAGUACUUAUUAUUAUUAUUAUUAGUUUCUGCACUUCCGUCUACUUUAUUCACUAUUUUAACUUUGUAGUAGUUUGUUACUUGUAACUUUAAUUUAAAUGGUGUACUAUUACACUAACUUUAUGCUAGGUAUAACUUCUGAUUCGGUUUGUCAAAACGUUAAUUUAAACUUAAAAAUUAGACUUACCAACAUUAUACUUUUAGACAUGUUUAUUCUAAGACUAAGCGCAUGAAUUCUGUAAAUAACGAAACUUGAAAUCGAGUUUCACUCUAGUUAGGUAAACUCAUAUUCUACACAGUCUGAACUGAAAUUGAUUGUGAUAAUUUGUCAUAUCUUUUAAUUUAGGUGAAACGAGAACAAAAUUCUUGGCACCAACAUGGAGAUUUUUGCUGAUUCAGAAGUAAAUGAUAAGGAGAAUCAAAUCUUGGUAAGUAGUUUGUUCUUGUAAGUAAUACCACUUUCAGUUACAUCAGUCCUGUAUAGCCGAGGCUAUGUGAUGUUUUUACUUUAAAAAGCUAUAUAAUUGGAAUAUAUAUAAAUUGAAUAUUCUCUACAGCUUUUUAUUAUUAAUCAUCAUGACAAACAAUUCUUGCCUAACUUAGAGGCCAUCUUUAAAUGAUGUCAACCCUACUUUGGCAGAUUGUUUUCCCUGCAAUUUAAACACUCCUUACACAUCAUCACAAAUUAGUGACCCAGCCCCUUUCCCACCUAAGCUCAAUGCCUGUUCAAAAGACUCAAACUCAAAAGUUUGGUUAGGGUAAAGUUUAAUUAUAGAGAGAGCAAGCUAAAAGUUUGUUACUGUCCAAUUCUUGUUUUUUUGGUCCUAAACAUAUGUUUGAAAAGAAAAUACAACAGACUUCAGAGUCGACAGUCAUUAUUUUAUUUUAUUUCAGAGAAACAAAGAAAUAAUUACCUUUGAAAGCAUAUAUGGAAGGACUCCACUAAGAGAUAGAAAAAAUGACACAAAAGUGUUUCUUUCCCAAUUAACCUCAUCCAAUAAAUGUGAAAAAUCCACGUCUCUAGUGUCAAAGUAAGUUUAAAUUUGAAAUCAUUUUACCAUACUGCUGCAUGGACAUAUCUUCAUUCAUAUUUUUAAUUCAAUGCUAAUGUUCUUGUUGAAACAUCAAAUGAGUGCACUCUCUGCCAAUUCAAAAAAAAAAAAUCUUUGCUCUAUUAAUAUUUUGUUUAUUAAAAUUUAAGAGAAACAAUGUUUAUAUUUAUAUUGAAUCUAUUGAAUAUUUAUAAGAAAUUUUUGUUGACAGAUGUGAAGCUUCAAAUCUUUCUGCUCCUGGUACUCCAAAGAGAAAACAAAGGAUUUUCAAAGAAAGAAGGGUACGUUUAAAAAGUACUCAUUACGAUAUAGCUUAGAUUAGUUUGUUAUGGAUUAAGCUACAUACACAAAGACAAUCUUGUCAUUUUCAAAAAUAAGGCUCAGGCUACAAUGAAUUCAUUUCAUAUGGAGAAAUAGUACAUAAUAAAUGGAGAAAAUUGGAGUUUUAAAACUUUUUACUUUGCAGGUUGUAAUAUUUUGUGGUUAUUUAAUGACAUGUAUUAGAGAAAUGCAUUUUUAAAAUAUAAUUUUUGAAUAAUAUUGCAAUAUUUGAUGGUCCAAUACAACAGUCUUGCAUCCCUUCCUUCCGUGCUGGUAUCAUGUUUAACUCCGAGGGGACAGUCCCAGGGAUUACAUUGCCUCAAAUGUCUGAGGAGGAACCAGAUGUUUAUUCACAAGUGGCGCUAACAAAAAGACAUGAAAAGGAUAAAACACCAGAAGGACGUAGUGCACAUACAUCAUCUGCAUCUGUGGUUCCUAUUCUGCACAGUCAGUCUAAACACUUUUCACCGCAAUCUGGGUUGUCAGUUCUGCACAAUCAGAGUUUGUAUUGUGCUGAUCAAAUAGAUUUGGCAGGUGAACUAACUGUGGCUGGCAGAGAUGGCCAAGAAGAGAUCCCUCAGAGCGGGGAGCUUAGCAGCAGUGACCUUCUGAAAAUAAGUGAAACGGAGGUCAGACCCAAGUCAAACUGCUCUGAAGUUGAUAUAACAUGUGACCCCACUACAGGAUCGUAUGCUAUUCACUUCACCAAGGUUUUUAUGCAUUUUAUUAUUAGAAAAUACAACAUCUCAGAAACUUAACUGUGUAAGACACCAUUUAUCAUAUGCAUUUUGGUUCACCAAUUUUAUAAAUACUUUUGUUAUAGUAUACAACAUGCCAGGAGACAAGACAUAUGCUCAAAAUCUAAUCCAAUGUUAUUAUUUUAUAUUUAUAAACAUUGACCCAUUUUAACAACAGCUUUUCAGGUCUUAUUCCUACCAUAGCUUCUCUGGUCCUAUUCCUACCAUAGCUUCUCUGGUCCUAUUAAUACCAUAGCUUUUCUGGUCCUAUUCCUACCAUAGCUUCUUUGGUCUAAUUCCUACCAUAGCUUCUCUGGUCCUAUUCCUACCAUAGCUUCUCUGUUCAUGGGUAACACAUUUGUAAAAGUAAUGAAUUUAAAAAAAUAAAAUGUACUGUCAUUUAUUAAUUUUAUUUAAAGCCAUAUUAUUGGUCAAAAUCUAAUUACAAUUAAUUUAUAAUUAUUUAUAUUAUAGAUGAAGACAGUUAAUGAAGUAAUAUAUUUUAAAAAAAUAACUGCAUGAAAAUCCCUAUCUUAAACUUUUUUUUUAUAGAACUGUCCUGAUGUGUUGGUUGAUGUGACAACAGAAAGGUCCUCUGACCAAAUGGACAAUGUUACAACAGAUAGGUCCACUGAUCCAAUGGACAAUGUUACAACAGAUAGGUCCACUGAUCCAAUUGACAAUAAUAUUACAACAGAUAGAUCCACUGACCAAAUGGAUAAUAUUACAACAGAUAGAUCCACUGACCAAAUGGACAAUGUUACAACAGAUAGGUCCACUGACCAAAUGGACAAUGUUACAACUAAUAGGUCCUCUGAUCCAAUUGAAAAUAAUGUUACAACAGAUGCAUCUAAUGACCAAAUUGACAAUGUGAUAACAGAUGGGUUUAAUGAUCACAUGGAUUAUGUGAAAACAGAUCAUUCAUAUGCUGUCCCUGUACAGCAAUGUUACAGUCAAUGGGAUGUGUCAUCAUCUUGUCAGAUUUCUUCACAAACUGUCACUGACCAUUGUUUUCACUUACCA